CAAUCUGUAAAAUAAUGUCUUUUCUGUUCCUUGAAAACGCUUGAAAGCGAAAUCUUUUACAAUCUAAUCCAUUCCUUCUACUAAAAUAGAUCAGCAGAGAUCUAAUCCAAGAAGAAUUUCAAUACCCCAAAAGGAUUUUUUGCUGAAAGAAGCGUAUUUCUGUUCUGGGUUUUGGAAGAUCUUGCCUUAGUUUUGGAAAAUGAGUUCAUCCAAGACAGUGAGGAAACUCCAAGUGGAGUCUCCAGUGCCUGCAGAUAUAGUCAUUGCUAAUUCAGUGGAGCCUUUGCAUAUAGAUGAGAUUGCUAAAGAGCUCAAUCUUACCCCCAACCACUAUGAUCUUUAUGGCAAAUACAAGGCCAAGGUUUUGUUGUCUGUUCUUGAUGAGGUUAAGGGAUCUAGGGAUGGAUAUUAUGUUGUGGUUGGGGGAAUUACUCCUACUCCCCUUGGAGAAGGUAAAUCCACUACUACUGUUGGACUCUGUCAAGCUCUUGGUGCUUUUCUUGACAAAAAGGUGGUCACCUGCCUUCGCCAGCCAUCACAAGGACCGACAUUUGGAAUCAAGGGUGGUGCAGCUGGAGGCGGUUACAGUCAAGUGAUUCCAAUGGAUGAAUUUAAUCUUCAUCUAACAGGAGAUAUUCAUGCUAUAACAGCGGCCAACAAUCUCUUAGCUGCUGCUAUUGAUACCCGAAUUUUUCAUGAGGCAUCACAGUCGGAUAAGGCUCUUUUUAAUCGGCUUUGCCCGACAAACAAAGAAGGAAAACGAAGCUUUAACGAUAUCAUGUUCAGACGUCUGAAGAAACUUGAGAUCACCAAGACAAGACCUGAAGAUCUGACACCGGAAGAAAUUAAAAAGUUCGCCAGGCUUGAUAUUGAUCCAGAUUCUAUUACCUGGAGAAGAGUAAUGGAUGUAAACGAUCGGUUCUUAAGGAAAAUUUCUAUCGGUCAGGGUCCCGACGAGAAAGGAAUGGUAAGAGAAACUGGAUUUGAUAUUUCAGUUGCCAGUGAAAUAAUGGCAGUUUUGGCCCUUACAACAUCCCUGGCUGAUAUGAGAGAAAGGCUUGGAAAAAUGGUCAUUGGAAACAGUAAGGCUGGUGACCCUAUAACUGCUGAUGAUCUUGGUCUUGGUGGUGCUUUGACAGUGCUGAUGAAGGAUGCUAUUAACCCAACAUUAAUGCAGACUCUUGAGGGAACUCCUGUUCUCGUCCAUGCUGGUCCUUUUGCAAAUAUCGCCCAUGGUAAUUCCUCUAUAGUGGCUGAUAAGAUUGCCCUGAAGUUGGUUGGACCUGGUGGGUUUGUAGUUACGGAAGCAGGUUUCGGGGCUGAUAUUGGUGCCGAGAAAUUUAUGAACAUAAAAUGUCGCUAUAGCGGUUUAACUCCCCAAUGUGCUGUAAUUGUGGCGACAAUAAGAGCAUUGAAAAUGCAUGGGGGUGGGCCUGAAGUUGUUGCUGGGCGACCUCUUGACCAUGCCUAUUUAAAUGAAAAUGUUGGUCUUGUUGAAGCUGGGUGUGUUAAUUUGGCCAGGCAUAUUGCUAACACAAAGGAUUAUGGUGUGAAUGUUGUUGUUGCUGUCAACAAGUUUGCCACAGAUACUGAAGCAGAGAUGAAUGCAGUUCGAAAUGCUGCUUUGGCUGCUGGCGCAUAUGAUGCUGUUAUUUGUACUCAUCAUGCUCAUGGUGGAAAAGGAGCGGUUGACCUUGGCAUCGCAGUUCAAAAAGCAUGUGAGAAUGUAACUCAGCCAUUGAAAUUCUUAUAUCCAUUGGAUAUAAGUAUUAAAGACAAAAUAGAAGGAAUAGCCAAGUCCUAUGGAGCUAGUGGGGUGGAAUAUUCAGAACAGGCUGAGAAACAGAUUGAGAUGUACAGCAGGCAAGGUUUUUCGAAUCUACCGAUCUGUAUGGCAAAAACGCAAUACUCCUUCUCACACAAUGCUAAAGAAAAGGGAGCCCCAAGUGGAUUCAAGUUACCGAUAAGGGAUGUGAGGGCUAGCAUUGGUGCUGGCUUCAUCUACCCUUUGGUGGGAACCAUGAGUACAAUGCCAGGGCUUCCUACAAGACCUUGCUUUUACGAUAUCGAUCUUGACACCGCUACCGGGAAGGUAAUUGGCCUUUCUUGAAGCUGGAAAAGGAGGUUUCUAAAACAAGCAGCAAUUCUCAAACACUUUGGAACAGCAGCUGUCUCAAAAGUUCCUAUCCGAGUGCAUCCUUUUUCUUCUUAACUAUUAAUGUUCUGAGCUUUCCUAUAAUGCAGCCUUUGCUGAGCUUUGAACAGUAUGAAGUUAUAUUUCUUAAUAAAAUGGAAAAAAUGGUUGUAAAGAUUUAUGUUCUUCUUCU
Cucumis sativus (cucumber) is the source of this 2327-nucleotide messenger RNA. RefSeq names its product formate--tetrahydrofolate ligase. The transcript is spliced from 5 exons. Bases 200 to 2110 code for a protein of 636 amino acids. Lineage: Eukaryota; Viridiplantae; Streptophyta; Magnoliopsida; Cucurbitales; Cucurbitaceae. The record is from RefSeq and is a predicted model, not a curated record. Gene Ontology annotation, molecular function: formate-tetrahydrofolate ligase activity; ATP binding.